Molecule: messenger RNA, 3176 nt
Organism: Callithrix jacchus (white-tufted-ear marmoset)
Lineage: Eukaryota; Metazoa; Chordata; Mammalia; Primates; Cebidae
Gene: AKAP17A
Product: A-kinase anchoring protein 17A
Biological process (GO): regulation of RNA splicing
Cellular component (GO): nuclear speck; cytosol
Molecular function (GO): protein kinase A binding; RNA binding
Source: RefSeq, a predicted model, not a curated record
GGCUGAGGCUCCUUCGGAGGACGGUGGCGGCGCCUGGCGGGGAGGCCGUGCCUGCCCGGGAGUUGCCGGGGGACCGCAGGAGCUCGGGCCAGCGGCGGCGGCUGCCUGGGACGCAGGCGAAGCCCCGCGCCGGUCCCAGGUCCCAGAGGCUAUGGCAGCGGCUACCAUCGUGCACGACACGUCUGAGGCCGUGGAGCUGUGCCCCGCGUACGGCUUGUUCCUGAAGCCCAUCACCAAGAUGACCAUCAGCGUGGCGCUGCCGCAGCUGAAGCAGCCGGGGAAGUCCAUCUCCAACUGGGAGGUGAUGGAGAGGCUGAAGGCCAUGGUGCACAACCACCAGUUCUCCACGCUGCGCAUCUCCAAGAGCACCAUGGACUUCAUCCGUUUCGAGGGCGAGGUGGAGAACAAGAGCCUGGUCAAGUCCUUCCUGGCCUGCCUGGAUGGCAAGACCAUCAAGCUCAGCGGCUUCUCCGACAUCCUGAAGGUGCGCGCGGCCGAGUUCAAGAUCGACUUCCCCACGCGGCACGACUGGGACUCCUUCUUCCGCGACGCCAAGGACAUGAACGAGACUCUGCCGGGCGAGAGGCCAGACACCAUCCACCUGGAGGGGCUGCCGUGCAAGUGGUUCGCCCUGAAGGAGUCGGGCUCCGAGAAGCCCAGCGAGGAGGUUCUGGUGAAGGUGUUCGCCAGGUUCGGGGAGAUCCGGAACGUGGACAUCCCCAUGCUGGAUCCGUACCGCGAGGAGAUGACGGGCCGCAACUUCCACACCUUUAGCUUCGGGGGGCACCUGAACUUUGAGGCCUACGUGCAGUACCGCGAGUACGCGGGUUUCAUCCAGGCCAUGAGUGCCCUUCGUGGCAUGAAGCUCAUGUACAAGGGCGAGGACGGCAAGGCCGUGGCCUGCAACAUCAAGGUUUCUUUUGAUUCCACCAAACACCUGAGUGAUGCGUCAAUUAAGAAGCGGCAGCUGGAGCGGCAGAAGCUUCAGGAACUGGAGCAGCAGAGAGAAGAGCAGAAGCGCAGAGAGAAGGAAGCGGAGGAGAGGCAGCGAGCGGAGGAAAGGAAACAGAAGGAGCUGGAAGAGCUGGAGCGAGAGAGGAAAAGGGAAGAGAAGCUGCGUAAGAGGGAGCAGAAGCAGCGGGAGCGUGAGCUGCGCCGCAGCCAGAAGAGGCUGGAGAAGCUGCAGGCGGAGGAGCAGAAGCAGCUGCAGGAGAAGAUCAGGCUGGAGGAACGCAAGCUGCUUCUGGCCCAGAGGAACCUGCAGUCCAUCCGGCUCGUUGCCGAGCUGCUCAGCAGAGCCAAGGCGGUGAAGCUCCAGCAGCAGGAGCGGAAGGAGGAGAAGCUGCGGCUGCAGCAGCAAGAGGAGCGGCGGCGGCUGCAGGAGGCGGAGCUGCGGCGCGUGGAGGAGGAGAAGGAGCGCGCGCUGGGGCUGCAGCGGAAGGAGCGGGAGCUGCGCGAGCGGCUGCUGAGCAUCCUGCUGAGCAAGAAGCCGGACGAUGCCCACGCGCACGACGAGCUGCUGCAGCCCGUGCUGGACAUCCUGCACACCGUGUCCUCCGGUUGUGUGGGCCCCGCCACGCCGCACCCCCUCGCGGGCCAGCCCCCGGCCGGCGCCCCCAGGGAGACACUGACCCUCGUGGAGGCUGAUGGCGCUCCCAAAAGCGUGAACGGGAGCGUGGCCGAGGAUGCCCCGGGCAACGAGGGUCAGAGCGCUUGUUGCAUGGCCCCCGAGGAUGGAUCCCCGGAGAAGAGGUGCCCUGGCGUCCUCUCCUGCAUCCCCGACAACAACCAGCAGCCCAAGGGCCUCCCCGCCUGCGAGCAGAACGUCUCCAAAAAAGACUCCUGUUCGGAACAGGACAAGUGCAACCGAGAGCCCAGCAAGGGCCGGGGCCGGGCCGGCGGAGACACGCUCGUCGAGCGGCACAAGCGUGACAGGAGCCGCGCCAGCCGGGAGGACGGGAGGCCGCGCAAGGAGCGGCGGACCCACAAGAAGCACGUGCACAAGGACGGCAGCCCCCGCCGGCGCAGCGACAGUGCCGACCAUGCGCGUACCCGCAGGUCCCACAGCAAAGACAGGCACCGCCGGGAGCGCAGCCGGGAGCGCAGGGGCAGCACCAGCAGGAAGCGCAGCCGCCACCGCCGCAGGAGCGAGCGCUCGCGCUCCCGGUCCCCGAGCAGGCACCGUAGUGCCUGGAACAGGUAAUGAAGGCCCAUGGCCUCCGCACGGCCUGUCCCGCGGAAAGACAGGAGCAGCUCCAGCGCCCUGGCUCCUCCUCCUCCUCCUCCUCCUCCUCCUCCACUCUCCGUCCAGCCCUGCAAAGCCAAGACCUUUCUGCAGCCACGAAUGUCCAAGAAGCCCGCCGGCAAGAAGGAUGACGCCAUUGAGCGCUCAUCUUCCUCCACCGCCGCAAGCUUGGCGCUUCGGUUCUGCACACCCGCCCUUAAGAACUCGAUCCGAUAGCUUUAACACGGCCAGUCCUCGCUGUCAGGAAAACCACGCAUACCUGCUGUUGUGAGGAUGGCAGAGCUGCUGUGUUCCCCGCACACGUGAGGUUUCUGCGGUAGCUCGGCGACCUGCCGCCGCGCACAGCUGAGGAUGUGCAGGCGACACAGGAGGCAGCGGAGAGUCGCCAAAGGACUGGAGCAGCAGAUACCGGGCACCGAAAAGAGGCCUCACCCUGGUGAUUUACCCCUGAUUGUAAUUUUGACUGUCUGAGAAGUGCAGUUUGCGUGGGGUGCCGAAAUGUGGUACCAUCACAUUGAGUCAGGGAUGAGGAAGGCGCAGGUCCUUCAAGAUCAAACUCAGGCGCUGCUCCUUCUAAGGUGUCGGAGGGGGCAGUGCUGCCCACGGUCUGAUGCUCCUUAACAUCAGACACAUGCACUUUUUACAACUUGAAGGAAUUUAGCAGAAAACAGGUUGGUUCGAAGCUUUGGUUUCUAGUAAAGGUUAGUGUGCGUGUGUGUUUUUUUAAGAAGCUGUUUGGCUUAAUUAUUUUUACUGGAAUGUUUCACACAGAUUUAAGGCUGCAAACUUGUAAAGUUUUACAAUCAGCUCCUCAAAGCCAGGCUCAGAAACACUUAAACACAUCUGUAACGUUCGCGGUCGGAAAGAUGGUGUUUAUUCCAAUUUGCAUUUUUAUGGUGAAGUAAAAUCUUUUUCCAGUGAGCUAAAGUUA